Molecule: messenger RNA, 999 nt
Organism: Prunus mume (Japanese apricot)
Lineage: Eukaryota; Viridiplantae; Streptophyta; Magnoliopsida; Rosales; Rosaceae
Source: RefSeq, a predicted model, not a curated record
GCUUGCGGGACUCAAGUAGCUAGAACUACUCCCAUGGCUCCCCAAAAGAUUGGUAGCGUUAUUUUCUUUGUGAUAUUAAGUUUAGGCAUUUGUUCUGCCACUAGAGCCCUCUUCACUAGUAAAGAAUUAUUAGGAGGCAAGAUUAAUGUUGCUAUAGGAGGGUAUGGUGGUGGUAGUGGAGAAGGCGGUGGUGCUGGAUAUGGCACUGCUGGUGGAGGACAUGGCGGGGGCGGAGGUGGAGGUAGCGGUGGUGGCGGUGCUGCGGCUGCUGGGGGUGCAGGGUACGGAAGUGGGACGGGUGAAGGAGGAGGUGCAGGGUAUGGUGCUGGUGGAGAACAUGGGGGUGGAUAUGGCGGUGGUGGUGGUGGAGGUAGUGGCGGCGGAGGUGGUGGCGGUAUAGGUUCUGGAGCAGGUGGUGGUGAAGGAGGGGGUGCUGGCAGUGGGUAUGGUGCUGGGGGAGGAGCAGCAGGUGGUGGCCAUGGAGGAGGAGGAGGUGGUGGGAGUGGUGGCGGUGGAGGUGGUGGAGAAGGUGCUGGGGGAGCACAUGGAGGUGGAUAUGGCAAUGGUGGAGGAGCCGGUAGUGGAGCUGGUGGAGGUUACGGUGGUGCUGGUGCUGGUGGCGGGGGGGGGGGGGGCUCUGGUGGUGGAGGUGGAUCGGGUGGUGGAGGCGCACAUGGUGGUGGGGCCGGCUAUGGAGGCGGUGCUGGGGGCGGUGAAGGUGGUGGUCACGGUGGCUAUGCGCCUUGAAAACACCCACUGUUUCACUCUAUGGAACACUUCUAUUUACCAAUAAGUAUUAUGAAAAAUAAAUUUGACUGCGGUAAGAAGAUGGGUUAUAUUAUAAAUACAACGAAUGUAAAAAAGCCAAAGGCAUGCUAUCCGAGUCUGUAUCAAUUGAAACAGAUCGAAUGCUAUAAUUGCAUCAGUUCAUAAACGGACAUGCAAUAUUGAUGGUCCAUAUUAAUAUGGAUAUGAAAAUUACUUCUCAUUGAGAUUUUA